Molecule: messenger RNA, 447 nt
Organism: Cannabis sativa
Lineage: Eukaryota; Viridiplantae; Streptophyta; Magnoliopsida; Rosales; Cannabaceae
Product: large ribosomal subunit protein uL2cz/uL2cy-like
Exons: 2
Coding region: 1-447 (148 amino acids)
Biological process (GO): cytoplasmic translation
Cellular component (GO): ribosome
Molecular function (GO): RNA binding; structural constituent of ribosome
Source: RefSeq, a predicted model, not a curated record
AUGAAGGGUGAUAAAUUAAAUUUGAGUCAGUGUCCAAAGAAUGAUCUUGAAAGAGAAGAAAUGAAGAACAUUUCUUAUGCUUCUGCUGUCGGAAGCUUAAUAUAUGCUCAGGACAGGGUCGGGAAUUGGGCCACAUUAAAAUUACCUUCUGGGGAGGUCCGUUUGAUACCCAAAAACUGCUCAGCAACAGUCGGACAAGUGGGGAAUGUUGGGGUGAACCAGAAAAGUUUGGGUAGAGCCGGAUCUAAACGUUGGCUAGGUAAGCGUCCUGUAGUAAGAGGAGUAGUUAUGAACCCUGUAGACCAUCCCCAUGGGGGUGGUGAACGGAGGGCCCCAAUUGGUAGAAAAAAACCCUCAACCCCUUGGGGUUAUCCUGCACUUGGCAGAAGAAGUAGAAAAAGGAAUAAAUAUAGCGAUAAUUUGAUUCUUCGUCGCCGUAGUAAAUAG